CUCUCUCCAGCGUUCACCCUGUUUCCACCAAUAAGCCCAAUGAGCCGGGUAGGCCCCGCCCACUCUCGGUGUGUGUAGUUUUUCCUCCUCCUUCCCCGUUUUUUUUUUCUACAACUGGAGACUGGACGUGUGUAGAUCGUCACGUUGUUUCCCCUCCUCGGUCCGGACGCAAGCAGACAUGUGCUUUCUAUUCCUCAGCUGUGGGGAGAAGACGAACGCUCGCGCAGGAUUACAAUAAAAGCGCGACGGUUGUUUUUUUUCUUCCUUCUUCUUCACCUUCUUCAGCAACUCGAAGGAAGAGGAAGUAUCGAUUCGGAGGGGGUUAGCGAAGGACACGAGAAUGGCGAGUCCGCCAAAAACGGGAGAGCAGCCUUCAUUACCCGGUAGUAAGAACGUCAGCAACAAUAUUAAGAAAUGCGGAUAUCUAAAGAAGCAGAAACACGGACACAAACGCUUCUUCCUCCUCAAGGAGCCGAGCGAAGGUCUCCCCGCGCGGCUGGAGUACUACGAGAGCGAGAAGAAAUGGAAGAACAAGUCGGCCGCGAAGAGGGUGAUUCCUCUGGACUGCUGCCUCAAUAUCAACAAGAGAGCCGACGCGAAACACAAAUAUCUCAUCGCGCUUUACACCAAGGACGAGUAUUUCGCCGUGGCGGCGGAAAACGAGCAGGAGCAGGAGAGCUGGUACCGGGAGCUCACGGAUUUAAUGGCCGAGGGGAGAGUGUACGAAGGCUCCGCGUCGUCGCUGGUCGGCUUCGACGAGGCGAGCUACGGGGUGAUCACGCCGGCGACCGCCGUCUGCAAGGAGAUCUGGCAGGUCAACCUGAAGUCCAAAGGGUUGGGUCAGAGCCGACACCUGGUCGGGGUGUACAGGCUCUGUCUCUCCAGCCGGACGAUCAGCUUCAUCAAGCUGAACUCGGAGGUCCCCUCCGUCAUCCUCCAGCUGAUGAACAUCCGGAGGUGCGGCCAUUCUGACAGCUUCUUCUUCAUCGAGGUGGGCCGCUCCGCCGCCACGGGUCCGGGUGAGUUUUGGAUGCAAGCCGACGACUCUGUGGUGGCGCAAAACAUCCACGAAACCAUCCUGGAGGCGAUGAAAGCCAUGAAGGAGCUGUCGGAGUUCCGUCCGCGCAGCAAAAGCCAGUCGUCCGGGACGAACCCCAUCUCCGUGCCCACGCGGAGGAACCUGAACAAUCUGCCCCCGAGCCAGACCGGGCUCACCCGGCGGUCGCGUACAGCCAGCAUGGCGGUGACCUCUCCCGUGAGCAAGAUUUCCUCUUGUCGGAUACGCACGGCCAGCGAGGGCGACGGCCCCAUGUCAGUGACCGGGAGCCCCCUCAGCCCAGGGGUCCACCGGACCCUCCUCACCAGAUCUCACACCAUUUCAAUGCGCCCUUGUCGGACAUUUGAAUCGUCAACCCUCCAGCACAGUAAGUCCAUGUCCAUGCCUCUAUCUUCUCAUACCCCUCCCCUGACCGCCCCGAGCCCGGGGAGUCUCUCCUCCUGCCAGGACGGCAGUGCUCCUCGCCCCUCCAGCUGCAGCGCCUCCUUCUCGGGCUCCCCCAGUGAUGCCGGCUUCAUAUCCUGCGAGGAGUACGGCUCCAGCCCCGCGGACGCACGGGACCCGAGAUCACUGCUCACCUUGCGCAGCAACACCCCCGAGUCUCUCAAAGCGGACACUCCGCCCUCCCGGGACGGCAGCGAGCUCGAGGGCUACAUGGUGAUGGAGCGGCAGAGCGGUUACCGGCGGUUAUCGGAGCUGGACAAGGUUUACCGGAAGCGAACAUACUCCCUUACUACCCCCCGCCAGCAAAGAGGCCCCCCCCAAGUAUCUUCGGCCUCUCUGGAUGAGUAUACUCUCAUGAGGGCCACUUACAACAGCCAGUCUUCCCGGAGGUGUCACGCGGCCUCCCCUAAAGGCUUGUAUCCUGAGGAUUACAGUCAGAUCAGCCUUAGCGGUCUCCACGGUGAUAGUGGCUAUAUGCCCAUGAUGCCAGGUAUGUCGCCACAGACGCCAUGGUCCAAGCAUGACCUCUAUAUGCCCAUGAGCCCCAUGUGUGUUUCUGCACCGAAGAAGAUCAUCAACCCCCGCUCGCACGCCUCAGCGGGGCUGGCCCCACGCACCGACUCCCCCGGGAGUGCUUCUCUGGAGGACAGCGGCUAUAUGCGGAUGUGGUGUGGCACCAAGAUGUCGGUGGAGAGCGCUGACGGAAAGCUCACCAAUGGAGAGUACUUGAACAUGUCUCCUGUUGACCCCCUGGUGUCUCUCACACCCCCGGACUACAUCCUCAGUCCUCCAGGCGGAGAGCCCCACCCACUUCACAAGCAGCCUUAUUGUUACAGCUCUUUGCCUCGCUCGCUCAAAGGCCAGUUGCAGCGCAACGGCUCCACCGACAAAGACCAGUAUGUGGUGAUGUGUUUACAGAGACAGCGGAUAGAAGAGGAGUCAAACUAUUGUCCCGUCACUCCAGGAGACUCUGUGGCCAGCAGCUCUCCGGGGGCGCCGAGCACCCCCCCUCCUGCCCUAUCUCCUCUCGGAGCGGCUCGGGUGGAGAGAGGUCUGGUACAGCGGAGCCGGGUAAGUCGGCCCACCCGCCUGGCUCUGGAAUCCCUCAGAACGCUCCCGUGUAUGAGCGAACACCCGCUCCCCUCAGAGCCACGCAGCCCGGGGGAGUACAUCAGCAUCGACUACAGUCGUCCGACCGCCAGCCUGCUUGCAUCUGCAGUGUCGGCAAGUUUCGAGUCCCCCGUGAGCUUAACGUGCGCAGAGAGGGGAUCGCUUUCUCUCUCAGACUAUGCUAAUGUUGACGUCAGUGCCCCGGGUCACCCACACCAACCCGAGGGUUCCCCCGCCCCAGGGUGCCCGAACCACAUGCCUGAAGUCUCGACGUGUCCUAAUCUGGUGAACGCCCAAGGAAAAGAGAAAAACAGCCCAGAGAGACCGGCCGAGGAGGGGGGGACGGUCGAGGAAUAUCCUCUCCAACAGCAGGUGGGCCUGGUGUGUCGGCCGGCUCCGGUCAAGGAGGACUACACCGAGAUGACUUUCAGUCCAGCGGGCCCUCGACCUGACGCCGCUCCCCGCCCCACCGCCUGCGUCCAGAGACUCGGCCUGGAGAGCAGCAUCGUGAGCGCCGGCGCGCCCCCUGUGAAAGGGGACCCAUUUCUCCUGGGGGGUCUUUCGUUAUCGCUCACCAUCGUGGAUCCACACGGAGGGGCCAAAGUGAUCCGGGCCGACCCUCAGGGGCGCCGGCGGCACAGUUCGGAGACCUUCUCCUCCACCACCACCGUCACGCCGGUGUGCCCGUCCUUCGCUCACGACGCCAAACGGCACAACUCCGCCUCGGUGGAGAACGUCUCCCACGCCACGUGCAGCUCCGAGGGCUCCGACGAGGACUACGGCAGCAACAGCCCCAUGUGCAGGGAGAUGUCGGCCGGUUAUCAAAACGGACUGAACUACAUCGCCUUAAACUUGAUGGAGGGAAACCUCGGGGGAUGCAGGUUCGGGGGCUGUGACGGACUCCUGAGUUUCAAGACGGCGGCCUGUGGCUGCAAGGGGGGCAUGAAUGGUUUCAACACCGGCCCCUACGCCAGCAUGGGAUUCAAGGAGGCAGCCACGGCUGUGAAAGAAUGAAGGCCGCCCCUCUCCUCCCUCCUUUUCCAGCGAACGUAGGAUUUCACUGCAGCCGGGGGGCGAGGUCGCCACGGCGACAGCUGGACCACGCGCUGCAGUCGAUGGACGUCCUUUGACCUCUUUGAGGGUCGCGGAGGGCGGCCAUCGCCAUGGCAACACAGACACUUGACCCUUGCCCCACAUUUUUCCCCUCUGCUUUUCUCGGCACCAAAACAUUCAGGGACUAAUGCUGGUGUUGUCCUCGAUGACUUAACAAAUAACCAUAACUUAAACAGACUUAACUCUAGAUAGGUUACUAUUUAUCUCUGUGCAUAGGCCUAAAUUAUUCUGCAGUAUAAUGUUAUUUUACUUAUUUCUAAUGUUAUUAUUACCAUUCAUACACUUUCAACUGGUCUUUUGGCUUCAACCAAUAGUCACCAGCUCCGUCACCUAAAAACCUGUGAACCAAACCUGGAGAGCAAAGUGUGCACACACAUACACGCAAAAAAAAAACCUUCAUGCAUACAGGUUACAUAUCAUUAUUUAGUUAUUUAUCAUGUAUGUAUGCAUUUAAUGAAGUGUGUGUGUGCGCACAUGUGUGUGAAUUUUAUACAGAUUGUACUGCAAAAAGAACAGGCAUUUAUGAACAUAUUUAAUAAUCAAAGUUAACAUUUUGCAACAACAAAAAAGGAGAAAAAACUACCUCAGCAAAACCCAGGUUGGUACCAAGUCACAUAAUAUAAAUAUACAAAAUAUUUAUUUUCAGAGGUGAAUGUUUUUUGUUUUUUUUCCUUCUUCUCCCUAAUCACCAAUCCAAAGCCUUACUCAAGCCAUCAGCCCCAAUCUGAUCGUCCUUUUUAAGUUUGGACCUAUAAACACGCAGUAUAUCAAAGAUUGAACCGAUCAUCUCAUGGACUGAAUGUUCAUCCGAGCCCAAUGAGAGACCGUCUCUGAGAUUAGGUUCUUCCUCUCCCCCAUUUUACAGUUAUGACAGGAUUACGUAUUAAAGAUCCAGAGUAAUAUAUUUAUUAAUAUGCCUGAAAUGGAGGAUUCCUACCCUAACAGAAUGUCGGUGGAUUUUAGAGGAAGACGUUGUUGCAUCCAGCCCAAUGCAUGCCGGUGUCACACAUCCAAACGUUGCAGCAUGAACCAGGUCCGACUCGACCCGCCCCCCCGAUCCGUGGCCCGUCUGAGCCCACGUCUCGGCACCUUUCAUACACCUUGCUCACCUGUGAUGUCCUGCACACCCACACGCCCUGCAGGAGGUUAUGACCUGACGGGAACAAGGGACCGGGGACGUGAAUGUUUUGAAGUUGUUUAUACAAAGUAACUUGACAGAACUCAAGAAUCUUACGUUUUUUUCACCUGAUGCCUCGUUGCGAGAGCGCCGUCACGACCCGACGCCGUCCGACCGGCUGGUUUGAGGAGCCGCUCGAUAGCUCAGAGAGAGAGAGCCGGGGCGGGACACGCCGGAGCGAAUGCAUUGUCUUGCACGUACAAACUACCCAGAUUGUUACACAAGACACAUUGAAUGUAGGACUCUGUGUUACACACAACUCCACAAACACCACAACAACAACGACAAGGGCAGAAGUACCGAAUGGAAGCGAUGGCGCAGACACGCGCCUCUCUUCAUCGAUUUGAGUUCUUCACCGGGACGUAACCGUGGCCUAUAGACUGCAGAUAGAGACGGAUACAUGACAUUCUAGGCUGAGGAAGUUCGAGAGAUGUUAAGUUAAAUAACGUAUGUUGUUUGUACUGUACAUAUCUGUUUUUAGUGAAUUUUCUGAUACGAAAAAAACACUCAUUAUAGGCUACGACCGUUAUGGUUUGGCUUAGAUUUAUUUUUCAACCGUCACGGGACAGUCUUGGAUGCCACUACGAGGACAUUUUCUAACGCUGUAAUUCUGAAAGAAAGAUUUAACUUCAAAUUAAUUCUGUUAUUUAGGUACACAAAUGGCAUAUAUGCAAUAUUUACACUUUUGAAAAUUAGUUUACAUGACGUACCAAAUGUAUAAAUACUGUUAAUAAUGUUUGUUAAACCUUAAAAUCUGAUUUUUUUUGCUGUUUGUGCAUUAUUUUUCUCAACAUUUUAAAUGGAAAACUUUUUUUCGUGUUUGGUUUUUUGCUAAUCAAGCCUCUUGGUGUUUUGAGCAGUGUUUUGCAUUUGGAUAAUGUUUCCAGUUUUUAUUCGGCAUCUAAAGGUUACGAUAUGGGCUUAUCUUGCUGUGUCUUUCAUUGUGAAUAUUUCAUAUCUUGCAUAUUGUGAUGCUACUAAGAGGUGAUAAUUUAAACUUAGUUCAUUGCUUUAGAUUGUAUUGAUUCUUUAUAGACACAUGCAAUAAAUAAUGAUGUUAUUUAAGAAAGCCA
Molecule: messenger RNA, 5974 nt
Organism: Pseudoliparis swirei
Lineage: Eukaryota; Metazoa; Chordata; Actinopteri; Perciformes; Liparidae
Gene: irs2b
Product: insulin receptor substrate 2b
Exons: 2
Coding region: 341-3625 (1094 amino acids)
Biological process (GO): insulin receptor signaling pathway
Cellular component (GO): cytosol; plasma membrane
Molecular function (GO): insulin receptor binding; phosphatidylinositol 3-kinase binding
Source: RefSeq, a predicted model, not a curated record